UCUUCCCGUGAUUCUUCCAUAACAGAACUUGCUUACCAGCAACAUGUCGGGGAUUUUCAGAGCACUUUCUGCGGUGCGCUCCGCACCUGUGGUGCGCAGUGUAACCAUGUCUCAGCGCGCCAAUCUUGCCAACAGGGCAGCAAAAGACCCUCUUGGUCCAGCGGAGACUGCGAUUGGCCUCACAAUGUUCUCACUGGCAAUCCUGGGCCCGGCAGGCUGGAUCUUGGCCAACCUGGACAGUUACAAGAAGAAGGAUGAUUGAUUGGAAGAGUCCGGGCUGAUACACAGAUGUUCUUCUGAUUCGAUUUCUUUACAACCCAACAUGGGACCAUCAACUCACUCACCUCCGAUGUCAAUGUGGAUCAAAUUUGGACUUUAUCUACCUCCACCUCUAGCAGUUUACGUUCCUCUCACUCCAGUCUUCAAAACAGUCAAAAAUUCCAACUACUUGAGCUUGGUUUUAUCUGCUUUUACUCCCUUUGUGGAGCCUGUUACAGUAACAAUAAAGCUGUAUUUAAAUAUUUGAA
This is a messenger RNA of Sardina pilchardus (European sardine), 527 nucleotides long. RefSeq names its product cytochrome c oxidase subunit 8B, mitochondrial. The coding region runs from base 44 to 262 and encodes 72 amino acids. The transcript has 2 exons. NCBI's taxonomy places the organism in Eukaryota, Metazoa, Chordata, Actinopteri, Clupeiformes, Clupeidae. Gene Ontology annotation, biological process: mitochondrial electron transport, cytochrome c to oxygen. The record is from RefSeq and is a predicted model, not a curated record. Gene Ontology annotation, cellular component: mitochondrion.